CUGCCAGGCUACGGCCAUCCUCAACUAUCGACAUCUGAUCGAAAUCUGGAGAAUCGAAACAACCUUCCGUGUUCACGAAGAUCACAAAAAGGACAGAAAUAUCAACGGAAUGCAGGAAUUGCUCGAGCUUGGAAGGAAUCAAGAAGAAGAAACUCAGGACAGAAAAGAAACCCACCAUGGAACGAGGGAGAUCCAAUGUUAAAUUUGACAGCGAAUGGCUUCUGCAAGAAUUGUGGGGCUUGGAAGGAAGAACAAGAAGAAGAAGAAGAAGAAAUUCAGAAAAGAAACACACCAUGGGAGAGUGAACGAGGGAGAUCCAAUGUUGAAUUUGACAGGGAAUGGCUUCUGCAAGAACUGUGGGGAUUGGAAGGAAGAACAAGAAGAAGAAGAAGAAAUUCAGAACAAGAAAGAUUUGCCUCCCAGAUUACACGACACUCUUCCAAGCUGCGACCAUGGAUGGCCGCACGGUGUUCACUUUGGCUGAGGUUGCCUCCCACGACAACCGCAACGACUGCUGGUUGAUCAUUGAGGAUAAGGUAUAUGAUGUGACAAAAUUCCUCGAAGACCAUCCUGGUGGUGAUGAAGUCUUGUUGUCAAGCACUGGUAAGGAUGCAACCAAUGAUUUUCUCGACGUCGGGCACAGCAGCGCUGCUAGUGCAAUGAUGGAAGAAUUUUACGUAGGCGAUAUCGAUAGCUCGGUUAUUCCUGCAAAAGGAGAGUACAUUCCUCCAAAGCAGCCCCUAUACAACCAAGACAAGACACUGGAAUUCAUUAUCAAGGUACUCCAGUUUCUAGCUCCCCUGGUAAUUCUAGGUUUGGCUUUUGGCAUCCACAUCUAUACCAAAACGACUUAAACGUUGAAGUUAGUGAUCGGUCCAGUGGCUUUUGGUUUUUAGGUCAGGUUUGUCUUCGCGAACGGAACAUCGUUGUUUUUAUUGUCUUCCUUUUAUAAAUUAUUGUUAGUGAAAGAGAGUGAUUGAAUGGUUGAUGAAAAUAUUAUAUUAUGAA
Cucurbita pepo subsp. pepo (vegetable marrow) is the source of this 1008-nucleotide messenger RNA. RefSeq names its product cytochrome b5. Gene Ontology annotation, cellular component: endoplasmic reticulum; membrane. Gene Ontology annotation, molecular function: heme binding. NCBI's taxonomy places the organism in Eukaryota, Viridiplantae, Streptophyta, Magnoliopsida, Cucurbitales, Cucurbitaceae. The record is from RefSeq and is a predicted model, not a curated record.